Molecule: messenger RNA, 1131 nt
Organism: Closterium sp. NIES-65
Lineage: Eukaryota; Viridiplantae; Streptophyta; Zygnematophyceae; Desmidiales; Closteriaceae
Source: the annotation of a GenBank genome assembly
AUGGGGUUCGGCCGGCAGCCGGUAGCUGCUGACGCGUACCCGGCAUCGCCGCUCGGCAGAAGCGUGACGAGAGGAUUCGCCGUGGAGCUCUAUUUCGAUACGGCCCUGGAGAACCAGAUACUCAGGUUUGCCUUGUCCCACGCACCUUUUCUUUUCUCUCCUGUUUCGCUUUGCACACCACGCAAUUUGGUUUCAUUUGAUCCGAUCGGGAGCCCUAAACUCUCCGCACCGUCCAUUUCUUUCUCCCAUUCUCCUUGUCUCUUGUUUCUCUUCCUUCGCUCCUCCCCUGUCCACUCCAGCCUCUCUCUUCACACCCCGUCUGACCUGGAACCUUCCAAGCUUCGCACAGCCAUAGAGAAUUUCGCGCAGCAGCAGCACCCGAUUCCAGUCGCUCUGGCUGCGGUCGGGAGCUUCCCAGCAGCUUCCGUGUCGCGACCCGCGUUCUCUCCCACGGCGGUCAACAGCACCAGCCAUGCUUCGACAGGGAAUAACUCUGUAACGAGUACAGAUGGUGGGAAUAGCAGCAGCACCAGCAGUCCAGGUGCACGUGCAUCCAGUGGUGCUGCUGGUACUGGUGUUGGUGUUGGUGUUGGAGCUGCUGCUGCUGCUGCUGCUGCUGCUGCUGCUGCUGCUGCUGCUGCUGCUGCUGCUGCUGCUGCUGCUGCUGCAGCUGGUGGGGCUACGGCACCGGCAGCCACCAGUGCGCUGUUUCUGGCACCAGUUCCUUCUAUUGCUCUGCUCACACUACACGAGCAACUGCAGGAGCUCCUGAAAAGACUAGCCAUUCCUUGCGACCCCAACUACCUGCCCGGAUCCUGGCUGCCCGUCUGCCCGAUCACCCAAGAGCUGCCCGAAGAAAAACUUCCCAGCAGUUUCCACACCGUUCGAUCCCAGAAGUUGCCUCUUUCCGGGCACCUAUGUGAAAUAGGCCUUGUGGAGUUUGUCCCAUCUGGUGCUGGCGCUGACUCACGCCAGCUCAGCGCCAUCAAGGCGGAUGGUGGCAUGGCUGGGGUUGCUGUGAUUGGUAGUGGUGAUGGGGAGAAGGGAUGGGGGAGGGAGAAGGAAGGCGGGGUAGUACAGGGGCGUGUUAUAGAGCAUUACUCCUUCACACUUGGAGGGGACUUCAUGUGA